AUGAACGACGGCCUCGAUGUCAGGUCUAGCCUGUCCUCGUACGGCGACCCCAGGCACUCAGCCUCCUACGGCGCUUCGCAACCGCCCCCAACCGGAGUGCUGAUGAACGGCUACCGCGAUGCGUCCGGACCCCAGCAGCCACUGGGCAAGUCGCAAGUCAACCCGCUGAACACGAACCUUCCCCGGAACUCCGCCGCACUCCACACCCAUGACCCCGUCGCCAUGUACCUGCUCACGGAGACCGCCAUGAGCGACAGCACCCACUACGAGAUCCUGUCGCUGGAGGAAGUGGAGGGACUGAAGAAGGAGCAAAAGUUCGUCAACAGUCGCUUGAACGCUGCGAAACGCAAACUGGCGUUGGAGACGAAGUUGCGCGAUGCCGCCAUGUCGCUGAGCCGGCUGUACACGCCCAAGAGCCCCUCCUUCAACGGCCGGGAGGACCCCGAAGCCUCCUCCCCGAGAUCCCAACGAAGCCUGCUCGGACCCAAUGAGACCACCAUGGACAAGACGGACGAAGAGCUGGCGCUGAGCACCCGCAAGUGCGAGGAGCUGUCGCGGGAGAUCUGGGACCUGGAGCGCCGCUUGCAGCAGGUCAAUAGCCGGCUGCUGGAGCACACGGCUGGGAUCCUGCAGAUGACGCACAAGGGUCUGAAGAAGAACCUCAAGAAUAAUGUGCCCCACACCCCGGAGAGUCUGUCUAGCCACAACACCCGGGAUAGUAUCGAUGGGUUUGAUGAUCGGAGUUUCUACAAGCCGUCGGGUCAUCUGGAAGAGCCCGCCGGCCAGGGGCUGCAUGGACUUGGGUUGGAGGCUGUUCAGGAUACUGAGAAACGGUUGGAGUAUCUAAGUGGGAGGGUGUAUGACUUGAUCCUACAGUCCAAUCCUGCUGGAGAGCUCGAGCCCGUUCCGCAGCCGCCCCCAGGGGCUACCCCGACGGCAGCGAUGGAAGCAUACGUAGCCUAUAUUGAGAGUGGCCUCGAAAGUCUCAGUGCGCAUCCCGCAGGCAACCAGUUUCAGACACGGUCUUUGGAUGAUGACUCCGGGCAGCAGCUCGGCGAGCUCAACGCGCGACUACAUCAGAUUGUCCAGCAAUCGGGCAUGCCGGGCGCCCAGACUCUACCUCCGCCGCCCGACUCUGCCAGUGCAGACCAGACGGAACAUUUCUCCUACCUCCAUGCUGGCCUCAGUGGGCUGGAAGACCGACUUGAGAAGCUCUUCGAGCAGAAGAGCAUCUUGACCACUCAAAUCCAACAGCAGCGCGAAUUGAACUCCAAGUCCGACGCGGAGAGAGAUGCACACAUCGCGGACCUGAUGCAACAACUGGCGCAUGUCCAGAAAGACCUCGAAUUCUCCGAGAACGAGGGCCAACGAACGAGAGAUGAUCUGGUAGACGCGAUGAAACAAGUAACAACCCUGCAAAAAGAGCUGGCAGACCAUCAAGAGCAGCACGUCAUGGAGGAUACAUCGAAGGCUUUGACCACGGAGCAGGAAGCUCGUGCGCGCGCCGAAGCCGAGGUUGAACGCCUGGAAAAGGUCCUGGAAGAUCUCAAGAGGGAACAGGAUGCUCAGACUCAGGCUCAUGAGGCCCGUGCGCAAGCCGAGAGUGAGGUCGCUCGUCUGGAAGCCCACAUUGGAGAAAUCCAAUCCCACCAUGAAGCUCGCCUGGAAGAGCUCAUCAUAGCACGUUCCGCGGCGGAGAGUGAAAUAACACGUGAAGCCACUCGGUUACAAGCAGUGCUCGAUCAACAUGGGGAGGAAGCCGAUUCCAAGAGCAGAGCGCUUACAGAAGCUCAUCAGGAACAGCUCCAAUCACAAGCCGACACUCACACGGAGGAGUUGACGACCUUGCGCUCAAAGACCGAUGGUGAAAUCACGCGUCUUCAAGAGAUUAUUGAUGAACUUCAGAGUACGGCAAACAACCAAGCGGAGGCCACGGAAGCCCAACAGCACGCCGAGCAGCAGAUCUUGGAAUUACAAACUACGCUCCAGCAGACCCGCAACGAGGCAGACGCCCAAGUCAAGGAGGCCGUCGACGCUCGAGCACGAGCCGAGAGUGAGGUUGCUCGGUUGGAAGAAUCCAUGGGUCAAUUCCGCGCCAGUGUGGAAUCUCAGCUGAAAGAGGCUACAGAUGCACGCAUCAACGCCGAAACCGAGGUGGCACGGCUAGAGACGGUUAUAGGCCAGCUCCGUGCCGACGUCGAAGCUCUGGAGUCUCGCGUCACAGAAGUGACCGUGGCGCGCGCUGAAGCAGAAAACAACACCUCACGUCUGCAGGCUGAGUUGAGAGAGAUGGAGGGUGAAGUCGUCCGUGCUCAGACCGAGCUGACGAUGGCCAAGGCGGAGCUGGACGGUGCCUAUGGGUCGCGAGCCCAGCGAGCGGCCGACAUCGCAGCGAAUCCUGCCAUCCAGAAGGAGUUUGACGAGCUGAACACGCGAAACCUGGAGCUGGCCGAAGAGCUUGCAGCCCUCAAGGCGGGCAAGCCUGGUGGUGAUCUCCAGCAUCGGGUGGAGUUGCUGGAGAGAGAGCUCCGAGAUACGGUGGACGAUUACGAAGUAAUGACCAAGGCCAGCAUUGAGUUCGAAAAAGAACGCGAGCAGUUCGAGGGAGUCAUUGAUACCCUGCGCGACCGUUGUGAGCAACUGGAGACGCAGCUCAAUGAAGAACGAAUCAACUGGAUGGGCAGCGGACGCGACGGCCAUGAGACCACCUCCACCAUGGUGCUCAAGAAUGAAUUCAAGAAGAUGAUGCGAGACACGCGGUCCGAGAACCUGAAGAUACGCAAGGCGGAACACGACGAACGCCGUCGGCUGGAGGCUCAAAUCCGAAAUCUGAACAAGGAUAUUGCGACCUUGACUGGCAAGCCUCCCCUGGGUCAGCCUGUCGUCACAGCCUCAUGA
This is a messenger RNA of Aspergillus brunneoviolaceus CBS 621.78, 2898 nucleotides long. Its product is annotated as involucrin repeat protein. The record is from RefSeq and is a predicted model, not a curated record. The coding region runs from base 1 to 2898 and encodes 965 amino acids. Lineage: Eukaryota; Fungi; Ascomycota; Eurotiomycetes; Eurotiales; Aspergillaceae. The transcript has 4 exons.